AUGAAAUUAUUAGAAAAUCCAAAUUCAGAUGCAUCAUCCUCUACGGAUACAAUCUCUACAAAUACAACAAAUUGUUUAUCUAGCCUGCUGCUAGUAAAAACUGCUAUGAGGAUUAAUGUAUUUAAUUAUUAUUUAUCUACAGAUAAAAAAUAUGUAAAAGCAGAUGAAUAUCGACAACAUAGUGAAGUAUUAGGAAACUUCAUAUGUAAUUCACAUUCAGUGCUUUUAAAACAACGAAUUGCAGCAAUCCAGGAUGAACGUGAGAGGAUGCUAAUGUUAUAUAGUGAAUUUGUAAAUGAUAAUAUAAUAGUUCCACAAAAUCGAGCAGUUAAACAGUAUACAGAAGUUUUAUGGGAACUUGUUGAUGAACUUACUUGUACAUUCGACCUUACAAAUCCAAAGCAACAUAAUCUCUUCAAACAUGCACAAGAAAUGAACCAAGAUGGUUAUAAACGAAUGUUUACUUUUUAUGAGAUUGGGCUUAAUAUAUUAGACAAACUUCUGCAAGAAGAAGUAUAUAAAACUAAAAAAAUAACUAAAGGAAGACGAGUUAAAAAUUUAGUUAGUGUCUCAGCUAAAGAAUAUCAGUCAUUG
Scutellospora calospora is the source of this 594-nucleotide messenger RNA. The record is from the annotation of a GenBank genome assembly. NCBI's taxonomy places the organism in Eukaryota, Fungi, Glomeromycota, Glomeromycetes, Diversisporales, Gigasporaceae.